Messenger RNA from Closterium sp. NIES-65, 3006 nucleotides. Lineage: Eukaryota; Viridiplantae; Streptophyta; Zygnematophyceae; Desmidiales; Closteriaceae. The record is from the annotation of a GenBank genome assembly.
AUGAAGGUUUGGGGUUUAAGGCCUCGGCCCUUCCCCCCACCCACCUUCACCUCCGCUCCCCUUCUCCCCUUCAACCCCCCUUCACCUCCCCACCCCUUCUCUCCUUCUCCCCUUCAACCCCCCUUCACCUCCCCACCCCUUCUCUCCUUCUCCCCUUCAACCCCCCUUCACCCGCACAACGAUUCUGAAUGCCGCCUGAUACACAGAGAGCCCACCCAACCGCCUUUCUUCUCCUCCCCCUUGCCUCUCCCCACCUUCCUUGCCCCUUCCCCCCCGCUUCCCCCUCUCUCCGCCCAACCCCCCCCUCCCCUCCCCUCCCCCCACCAGCACUACGAUCUGAACGGCCGUCUGCUGCACAGAGUGCCCACCCGCCUCUCUGCUACAGCCUCUGGGCGGGGAGAGAACAGCUCCCUGCUACAGACGUUGAGUGUGAAGCAAGCGUGCACAAGUGGGGAGGAGGUGGGAGGGGAGGAAUGGGUGGAAAUCAAACUAGAGGAGGUCAACCGGAUCACAGCAGCCAAUCGCCUUCAGGUCGCCUGGUUCCCAGACUACAGGGCAUACGCGUUGAGCCACCAAACCGCAGAGGACUUAGUGAGGGCGCUGGCAGUGGGGGUGGUGGGAGCAGAGGCAGCAGAUGCCUACGAAGCAGCAGAGGUCAUCCGAGGGGUGAAGCUGCCGUCCCGCCGCCCGGCUCUCGUCAGCGAAACCUGCCUCUUCCUCUCCGAACCAGUUUCCGAAGCAGGUUCCGAACCAGGUUCCGAGCCUCCUGCCGAAGCAAGCUCAGAAGAAGAUGUAACUUGGGGAAAUCGGAGGGUGCGCACAUUCCAUGUGCUGGACUCCAAGGGAAUGAUCGACACCCUGGGAGUGUUUGUGGAGGAGAGGGAGGGAGCGGGUGAGGAUGGUUCAGGGGCAACGACAGCCCAUGCGAGAGAGUUAUUGGAGGAGUGGGAGGGAGCGGGGGUGAAGCUGGGUCAUCCCAGAACCCAGGGGCAACGGCAGCCCAUGCGAGAGGGCUUCGGGAGGAGUGGGAGAAAGCGGGUGAAGCUGGGUCAGGCGCAACAACAGCCCAUGCCAGAGAGUUAUUGGGAGGAGUGGGAGGGGAAUGAAGAAGAUGGUCCAAGGGCAACAGCAGCAGCCCAUGUCAGAGAGCUUCUGGAGGUGAGUCAGUGGUGGUUGCGAGCUUUCGAUGAGGGCAACGGCAGCCCAUGCCAGAGAGCUUCUGGAGGGGUCAUCUUCACAUGUUGGCCCGCUCCUAGCAUGGGCCAAGGGGUCAUCUUCACAUGUUGGCCCGCUCCUAGCAUGGGCCAAGGGGUCAUCUUCACAUGUUGGCCCGCUCCUAGCAUGGGCCAAGGGGUCAUCUUCACAUGUUGGCCCGCUCCUAGCAUGGGCCAAGGGGUCAUCUUCACAUGUUGGCCCGCUCCUAGCAUGGGCCAAGGGGUCAUCUUCACAUGUUGGCCCGCUCCUAGCAUGGGCCAAGGGGUCAUCUUCACAUGUUGGCCCGCUCCUAGCAUGGGCCAAGGGGUCAUCUUCACAUGUUGGCCCGCUCCUAGCAUGGGCCAAGGGGUCAUCUUCACAUGUUGGCCCGCUCCUAGCAUGGGCCAAGGGGUCAUCUUCACAUGUUGGCCCGCUCCUAGCAUGGGCCAAGGGGUCAUCUUCACUUGUUGGCCCGCUCCGAGCAUGGGCCAAGGGGUCAUCUUCACAUGUUGGCCCAUGCCUGCCAGAGAGUUGCUGGAGUGGGACGGCACUUCAACACCCACCGGUCAAGCACUCACCAUCCCUACAUUGCUCCCUUUCCCCCACUUCCGCCCUUAUCCCUCCACCCUCCCUCCUCACCAGACGCAACCAGACGACCCCAGCGCCCUGAUCCCCCCUUCCCGCCUGGCUCUGCUGCUGGGGGAAUGGGAUGGCACCUGCACCACCCACCAAUCAAUCACCACCCUUUUCCUCCCCACUCCAUAUUGGAACCCCACCAACGCCCCGAUCCCCCACUCCCGCCUUUCACUACUGCUGGGCGAGUGGGACGGCACCUCCACCACCCACCGAUCGGCCAUCUAUGGGGAAACCGUCACCCACUCCACCUCCAACUUCUUCCUCACUCGCUUCAGUGACAGCAGCCUGGGCCUGGUGAGUCACCCUCUGCCCUCCAUCCUCCAUCUCCAUUCCACGAUCACCCACCGGUCAGCCAUCUAUGGGGAGACCGUCACCCACUCCACCUCCAACUUCUUCCUCACUCUCUUCAGCGACAGCAGCCUGGGCCUGGUGAGUCACCCUCUGCCCUCCAUCCUCCAUCUCCAUUCCACGAUCACCCACCGGUCAGCCAUCUAUGGGGAGACCGUCACCCACUCCACCUCCAACUUCUUCCUCACUCUCUUCAGCGACAGCAGCCUGGGCCUGGUGAGUCACCCUCUGCCCUCCAUCCUCCAUCUCCAUUCCACGAUCACCCACCGGUCAGCCAUCUAUGGGGAGACCGUCACCCACUCCACCUCCAACUUCUUCCUCACUCUCUUCAGUGAUGCGAGCCUGGGCCUGGUGAGUCAACUUUUGAGUCGACUCACUCAGGAGCCUGGGCCUGGUGAGUCAACUUUUGAGUCGACUCAGGAGCCUGGGCCUGGUGAGUCAACUUUUGAGUCGACUCAGGAGCCUGGGCCUGGUGAGUCAACUUUUGAGUCGACUCAGGAGCCUGGGCCUGGUGAGUCAACUUUUGAGUCGACUCAGGAGCCUGGGCCUGGUGAGUCAACUUUUGAGUCGACUCAGGAGCCUGGGCCUGGUGAGUCAACUUUUGAGUCGACUCAGGAGCCUGGGCCUGGUGAGUCAACUUUUGAGUCGACUCAGGAGCCUGGGCCUGGUGAGUCAACUUUUGAGUCGACUCACUCAGGAGCCUGGGCCUGGAAGAGACAGGGGGUGACCUCUUCUUCAGGUGGAGGGGAGCCGUUGCAAGCCACUCAGAGGCAGCCCCUGAAGGGGCUUCUUCAUUCCGUCCCCUUUCAACUCUCCCCUAUUCUUUAA